AUGUGGUUCUCAAACUGGACCAUCUUCGACAGACAGGCCAAGGUGACGGGGUCAGCAAGUUCAUCGUCGUUGUCAGCGGCAAAGAUGGCCCGAGGAAGCUCAGUUUGCCGCCCGCGCUUUGGGGCAGGUUCGGCAUCCAGGUCGACGGUGAACGGCCGCUUGGGAGGAGGUCCCCUCAGUAGGAACACUUCGGCCUGGAGACGGACUGACCGCUGCCUCCCCAGCAAGUCAGCAUUGAGCUGGUGGAGAUGGUCAGCCAGGGUUUGGUCCUCGAGGUCGACUUGUACCGAAGACGCCGGUAUCGUGUCCUGCUGCUAG
This is a messenger RNA of Prunus armeniaca (apricot), 318 nucleotides long. NCBI's taxonomy places the organism in Eukaryota, Viridiplantae, Streptophyta, Magnoliopsida, Rosales, Rosaceae. The record is from the annotation of a GenBank genome assembly.